Saprolegnia diclina VS20 is the source of this 4592-nucleotide messenger RNA. RefSeq lists its product as hypothetical. Gene Ontology annotation, molecular function: TBP-class protein binding; RNA polymerase II general transcription initiation factor binding; histone acetyltransferase activity. Bases 28 to 4398 code for a protein of 1456 amino acids. Gene Ontology annotation, cellular component: transcription factor TFIID complex. Lineage: Eukaryota; Oomycota; Saprolegniomycetes; Saprolegniales; Saprolegniaceae. Gene Ontology annotation, biological process: RNA polymerase II preinitiation complex assembly; transcription by RNA polymerase II. The transcript has a single exon. The record is from RefSeq and is a predicted model, not a curated record.
AUUGCGGUGGCGAACGCAAGCGGACGCAUGAGCGGAUUCGCGCAGCAGCGACCAACCGUCCAUGGCUUCGAGGCUGAGCCGCUGCAGAUGGACGCCUUGAGCGCCGAUGUAGAAGGCUCGGCGCAGCCCAGCUUUAUGCAGUUCUAUGGCCAUAAAGGCCAGGGCCAGGACCUCGGCGGUGUCCUGCGGCAGCUCGUCAAGCGCAUCGACGAGACCGAGAAGCCCAAGUCGAUCCUCAAGGGUCGCCAAGACAGCCCACGCUAUAUGCAGGACGACACGGAGGUCCUCCUCAACUCGUCCACGACGUCGCACUCGAUGCGCGCGCAGUCGCUGGCCUUGAAGCGUGACCGCAUCGGGAAGCCCACGAGUCGGUACCAAGCAGGCGUGCCACCACAGCUCGGCCCGUCCCAGAACUUGCCGCCCGUGCCAGAAGCGCUCUAUCACAAGGUCGAGCAGGUCCCUUGGGAGAAGGACAUUCUGUGGGGCGACGAGAACGACGCGAGCACGUCCGAGCCGGCCUUUGUCCCGGAAGAGGACGACACGCCGUACCAGCAGUAUUCGAUUCCGCGCGCAGCACCAUUACCACGCUCGUCGGCAAUCCCAGGACCCUCCAAGGCGGCGCGCCAAGAUAUGGACAACGCUACGUCCCUCGUCCCGCAAGAGGUGGCACCAUUCGAUAUGACGCAACCGCGCUCGUACCGCUGGGAAGCGCCGCUGGCCGCGCUCAUUGGCAAAAGCAUGAGCUUGAACGCGUCGGCGUCCAAAGAAGCCGCUCGCAUCGCGCUCGACUGCGCGCUGAAUCCGUCGCUCGAGGACGACGCGUGGCUCAACGCGGUCGCCUGGGACCACUGCCUCGACAUGCCAAAGUCCGAGGUCAUCCUCGACGAGAACGACCGGCACCUCGUGCUCACGAACCCGCUCGUCGAGAACGUGCGUGCGACGCUGCGCAUUCCGGAGCGCAAGCUCGGCGUCCACGAGAAGCGGCAGGAGCUCUUGACCAAGCAGAAGAAGGAGAAGGACGACCGUAUCAAGGGCGUCAUGGGCAAUCUGACGUUCGGCGAAGACACGGCCGAGGGCCGCCUCGGGUCGGACGAGCUCAAGCGCAACAAGGACACGCGCAUCGUCAAGCACAUGGGCCACGUGCACCACUCACUCCCGGCCAUCAAGCUCAGCUUGACCAAGCCCGAGCUGCCCAAGCAGAAGCUCCGUGAGUUUCACCGCCCGCGCGGCAAGUUCAAGAUCAACGAGCGCCUCGUCAUGGUGCACGCCAAGGACGCGGAGAAGGUCACGAAAGCCUCCAAGGUCACAGAGCUCGAGAUGACGGACCCGACGCUGUCGCAGAUCAAGAAGACGUCGGAUCUCAACCCGACCGCGGGUGGGAAGCUCAUCCUCCUCGAGUACAUUGAGCAGAAGCCGCCGAUGCUCUCGAACCCCGGCAUGGCCUCCCGCAUUUUGCACUACUGGCGCCCGCCCGCGGCCGACGGCGACGAUGGCGCCACGAAGGGCAAGGGUAAGAAGAAGCAGGUGCUGCCCGAGCCGCCGAGCGUCAAGCUCGGUCAGGUCGUGACGCUUGGCGCGAACGAUGACACGCCGUUCAUUGGCGACGUGCCGGCCGGGAAGAUGGUCACGUCGCUCAACUCGAAGCUCUUCAAGAUCCCAAUCUUUGAGCACGCCGCGCGCGGGUCGAUGCUCGAGCGCUCGAACGACUACGACUACUUCCUCCUCGCCCGCGCCGUCUCCAAGAAGGGCGGCUUGAAGGAGGGCACGACGACGUACCUCAUGGAGCUACCGCCGCUCUACAUUGCGGGGCAGGUCGAGCCGCAAAUGGAGGUCCCUGCGCCCAACUCGCGCGGCGCCAACGACUUUAUUCGGCCGUACAUGUCGUUCCACAUUCUCCGGCUCUUCAAGAAGGCGAGCGACGGCGAGCGGCUCAAGAUCGAAGACAUCCACCGCGUGUUCCCCAACCAGUCGGGCACGGCGAUCCGGAAGCGCAUGAAGGAAGUCGCGACCUUUGAGCGCGGCGGCAACGACUCGGGCUGGUGGAAGAAGAAGGCGGCGCACGAGCUCACGAGCGAAGACGAGAUCCGCGCCAACGUGUCGCCCGAGUCGGUGUGCCUCUACGAGAGCCAGAUGAGCGGCCACCGCCGCCUCAUGGACAUGGGUCUCUCCAAGCUCUUCAGUCCCACGGGCGUCCAGAACGCGAUCGAGCACCUCACCAAGCGCCUCAACUACCGACAAACGCUGCUCAAGACCAAGGUGCUCAUGCCGAAAGGCCUCGAGGGCCGCACGCUCGAGAACGAAGCCAAGAAGCUCUACGAGCUGGACCCGGUCCUCACGAGCCUCAAGCGCGACAUCCAGAUUGCACGAUCGAUCGCGCUCCAGCUCGAGCUGGCGCCGUGGACGUGGACCAACAACUAUGUCGAGUGCCACCUGCAAGGGAAGGGCUCGGGCAUGCUCCAGCUCGGUGGUGACGGCGAUCCGUCGGCGUGCGGUGAUGGCUUUAGCUUUAUUCGCGCGCCGCAGUCGCGUGCGAAGAAGAAGGAAGGCGACGAGAAUGCAGCGACAGACGAAGCCGAAGUGCAAAAGACAUUGGCGGCCGUCACGGGCACGACCGCCGAUCUGCGGAAGCUCAAGAUGAAGGAGGCCGGCGACGUGCUCAAGACGCUCGGCAUGGACGAAGCCGACAUCAAGAAGCUUCGACGCUGGGAUCGCAUCGAGAUGGUCCGGACGCUCAGUACAAAGGCAUCGCAGCGUGGCGAAGCCGGCGGUCUCGGCAAGUUUGCUCGAGGCGCGCGCAAGUCGCUCAACGCCCAGCAGCAAGAGUACCGAAAGAAGUGCGAUGCGCGCUACAGUACGCAGAUCGAGGUCCUCUCCAACAAGCAGGUCGUCGAGGACAGCGACGACGACAACGAGUCGGACGAAGGCGACGACGGCCUCGGCGACCUCGAAGAAGACAUUUUUGGGGCCGACGGCGACGGCCUCACGGCCACGACCUCGCGCAGCGGCCCGUUCAACAUGUUUCGAAAAGACGGUGUCGCGUUCAACCGGUCCAAGUCGGCGCUUCGGGAGCGCGACGACGCGGCCGAGCUUGAGAAACUCAAGCGCGAUAUGGCCGACAACUCUGGGAGUACGUACUCGCGGAGUCGGCCAGACAUUGACGCGUCGAACCUCCGGUCGCAGCUGCAGGCCAGCGGCAUCCGUGACAGCUCGGGGCGCCCGACGUCGCUCCUUGCAACGCACCAGUCGUCGACGAAAGCGAGCUCGGUCAUGUCGUCGGCUGUGCACUCGCCGUCCAACCCCGCGUCGCGCGUGCCGUCGCCGCGUGCUGCGCCGACGAGCAGCCAGCCGCACCGCCAAGCGAUCAAGCGCAUCACGCGCACGAUCGAAGAGGACGGGUCGGAGAAGAUCAAGAUUGAGUUCAUCGUGGACCCGAAGAAGAUUGGGCAGUACAAGGCGAACGCGGCGCGCAACGAGCGUCUCCAGAAGGACGAGGAGCGCGAGCAGAUGCGCAAGCAGCGCAAGCGUAUGCAGCAGAUGCGCGCGGCCGACGACGAGACGGGCGGCGUUCCCAACGUGCACAAGCUAAAGGAGGAGCUCAAGAUGCUCGAGAAGAAGCAAGAGAGCACCCGCGAGUACGUCGAGCGGCUCGAGAAGGGCGAGGACGUCGGGUCGACGGCUGCGAAGGGCGUCAUCAAGUGCACGCAGUGCGGCGAGGUCGGCCACAUCCGCACGAACCGCAACUGCCCGCUGUACAUGAUGGAGCCAAUGACCAAGGGCGAGAGCAAGAGUAAGGACGUGCGUCCGCUCAAGCUGACGCUGAAGAAGUCGUCGAUCAACGCGUCCGACUUGGACCCGACGUCGUGCACGGUGAACCUCUCGAAUCUCCAGGAGAGCGCGCGGCUCCACGAGAUGGAGAAGAAGCGCAAGCGCAAGCAAGAGCACGAAGACAGCGCGUCGCUGUACAAGCGCGUGUACGGCGCCAACAAGAAGCCCGCGCGCAGCCUCUCGCGGCUCCCGAUCGCGCGCCUCAACGGGUACCUCGAGCUAGUGCUCUUCAAGCUCGUGGCGAUGCCCGAGAGCGUCCUCUUUCGCGUGCCCGUCGACGGCAACGUGGUCAAAGACUACUACACGGUCAUCAAACGACCGAUGGACCUCCAGCGCAUGAGCCUCAAGCUCAAGAACCUCGAGUACGACUCGAUGCGGUCGUUCACGGGCGACGUCGAGCUCAUGGCGACCAACUCGCGCUUGUACAAUGGCGAGAUCAGCGGCAUCACUGUCAACGCGUUCAAGGUGCUCGAGAAGGCCAAAGAAGAGCUCCAGACGCUCAACGCCGACGGCGUCCUCCUCGCCCUCGAAAAGCAAAAGCUCGCGCGCGUCAACUCGAUCUCCGAGUCGUAACGCUGUAGAUUAAACUGUGCUGUGUGAGAUGCAGUGUGCUGGAUUGGACUGCAACAUGACGAUCGUCGUGUUGUCGGAGCCUGUUGUCGGAGGGACGGCUCCCUCGGCCCAAUAAGAACGUAGUGGAACAGAGCUGAAAACGACAAUUCACCAAUUACAAAUUAUACGACUACCAAUUACAAAUUAUACAAAAG